Molecule: messenger RNA, 2921 nt
Organism: Acanthopagrus latus (yellowfin seabream)
Lineage: Eukaryota; Metazoa; Chordata; Actinopteri; Spariformes; Sparidae
Product: multidrug and toxin extrusion protein 1-like
Exons: 19
Coding region: 627-2399 (590 amino acids)
Biological process (GO): xenobiotic detoxification by transmembrane export across the plasma membrane
Cellular component (GO): membrane
Molecular function (GO): xenobiotic transmembrane transporter activity; antiporter activity
Source: RefSeq, a predicted model, not a curated record
UCACACCAUUUAUUCACAUUUGGAAGUUUGGUUUUAAUUGAAGCCUCGACAUGGAAACUUGAAUGAAUCCCCGUCAGCUAUAAAUAAACCAAAGAGCCCCAUCACUUGUUACCAUGCAAAGGAAACUUGCCAAAACCUAGCAUAAUAGGAAGACUCCAUGGUUGUAAUUAUGAACAAAACCAUUGUUUCCAAAUUUGUAUGUCGGGCAUUGUGUACACAUAGAUUUCCCAACCUUUGUUUUUUUUCUAAUAGACCUUUAACUGUUAAGUGUGUGUACUGUAGCGUAGUAAAGAUGCUUAGUGACGGUGGCGAUGAAGAUGUGCAACCGCAGCGUAGUUUGUUCAUAGCCUCACGUUAACUUUUUACUUCCUUUUAAAUCCUUAAAGUGGUGUUCACCUGUGAAGAUUAACAAAACAUGUCAGCGGAGGAUUGUAUAGGCCAUUGCAACAGCAGUCACCAUGAACAACGGCUACCACCAGAGGCGAGGAGGCAGGAAGAGUCAAGGACCGCAAAGGGCACAGAUCACACAUCAGCCCAGCUGCAGCCAUGAUCUGAAAUGAAAGGAGCGUUCCUGGGGGAGUGCACAGCUCGUGGAGUGGAGGGUUGGAGAGAUGUGACUUGUAGCAAUGCCCCAGCAUAAUGUACAUGCCGUCUCUCGCGGACAGAGAGCAAGCAUGGAAGAUUUAGCUACAAAUAAAGCCUGUAGAGGAGCAAAUGGACAGUCCAAAACAGACGAAUCACCUCCUGCUGAUCACAGCGUUGACUCAUGCUGCGGAUCCUGGCUGAAAAACAUCAAGCUCGGGAUACCAGCAGCCUACAAGAAUGAAACGGUUCAGUUUUUGAAACUGGCAGGACCCGUGUUCAUUUCACAGUUGAUGAGCUUCCUGAUCGGCUUCGUCAGCAUGGUCUUCUGCGGCCACCUGGGGAAGACGGAGCUGGCGGGGGUGGCGUUGGCGAUAGCGGUGAUAAAUGUCACAGGUAUUUCCAUUGGCUGUGGUUUGGCAUCGGCAUGUGAUACACUCAUAUCUCAGACUUACGGGAGCGGUAACCUAAAGCGUGUAGGAGUGAUACUCCAAAGGGGGGUUUUAAUUCUGCUCUUGGCCUGUUUCCCCUGCUGGUCCGUCCUCAUUAACACUCAGCCCAUUCUGCUGGCUGUCAGACAGAGCCCAGAGGUCGCCAGACUCUCCCAGCUGUAUGUGAAGAUCUUUAUGCCGGCUCUGCCUGCCGCCUUCAUGUACCAGCUGCAGGGGAGGUAUCUUCAGAAUCAGGGCAUCAUGUGGCCUCAGGUGAUAUCUGGAGCCGUGGGGAAUAUAUUAAAUGGAAUAAUCAACUACAUCCUCCUCAGUGUUCUCGAUCUGGGGGUCGCUGGAUCUGCGGCUGCCAAUUCUAUCUCACAGUAUUGCUUGGCAGCUUUCUUGUUCAUGUACAUCUGCUGCAGGGGGCUGCACAAAGCUACAUGGGACGGUUGGUCAAGAGAGUGCCUGCAGGAAUGGGGUCCUUUCCUCAAGCUGGCCAUCCCCAGCAUGCUGAUGCAUUGUCUGGAGUGGUGGCUGUAUGAGAUCGCGGCGUUCCUGGCAGGCAUCAUCAGCGAGGUUGAGUUGGGGGCUCAGUCCGUGGUUUAUCAGCUGGCUGCGAUUGCGUACACGUAUCCAAUGGGCUUCUCCGUGGCUGCCAGCGUGCGGGUCGGAAAUGCUCUCGGUGCUGGGAACACGGAUCAAGCCAAGCUGUCCAGCAAGGUCUCCCUCAUCUGUGCAUUCACUGUCUCAUGUGUCUUCGGAGUUUGUCUCGGUGUUUCUAAGGAUGUCAUUGGUUACAUCUUCACCACAGAGAAAGACAUUAUUCAAAGGGUGGCUGAUGUCAUGAAGAUGUACGGUUUCGUCCAUGUUGCUGAAUCCUUCGCGGGCGUGAUAGGAGGUAUUGUCAGGGGAGCAGGGAAGCAGAUGGUGGGUGCUGUGGUUAACUUGGUGGGUUUCUACGUCAUUGGGUUGCCAGUUGGAGUGUCUUUGAUGUUCCCUGUUAAAAUGGGCAUUGUAGGGCUGUGGACGGGGCUUUUAAUAUCCGUUUUGACACAGUGCAUAUUUUUUGCACCUUUCCUGUGGAAACUAAACUGGAAAAAGGCCACUGAAGAGGCGCUGGUAAGAGCAGGAGUCGACAUCCAGGAGAGGAACAAGAUCUCUGGGAUAGAAAACAAGGCCCUUGACUUGGAUGAGAAGUCUGCCCAGAUUAAGACCAGCCGCUCCAGUUCUUUGAGUCCAGCGGAGGGUCAGCGGACCUCCGAUGACACGCCGCUGUCAGUCGGGCAGCUGGUGUUCCGAAGAGGCCUCGCUCUGCUGCUCAUGUUCGCCAUCCUCGCUGCUGGAGUCUUCAUCAGCGAGCUGCUCACCAGACUGCUCGGUUAAGACGAGCGCUUGUUAUUAGAUCACAUGUGCAGCAGGAAACAAAGCAGAUGCAUCGUCCUUUCUAGCAGUAAAGCAUUUAUCAGCCCCAAGAUGUUCUGGUCAAGUUCCUUCUGCAGCCUCAGAUUGGGGGCGUUAUAGGUAAAAAUACGAGAAGUAAUGAGAAGUAGCAUCCUCCAUUUUACAAUAGUCUAAGGCAAUCUAAGGCAAUUUGUAAUAAAUUCCAUUCUGUACUCCAAGAUCUACAGUUUCAUGCCACUUAUUUGUGGACUGAUAAUGGGAAGAUAUCUGCAUGCAAAUGACUGUUAAUUAAUGAGUUAAUGCAAUUAGGGGACAUUUUCAUACUAACUAAUUUUUUGCGCAGUUUUGAAUGCAACUUUGUAUUACAUGUCAGUUGUUUAGCUCUUUGUUGCUUCAUGUCACGGGCACUUCUGAUGUCAUUACCUUUGUCACGUUUUGGAAAGUCUAAGAGGGAACAUGACGUAAAUGAGGCAGCCAAUAAAAAGCGUCGCUGGAAAAAAAAAA